This is a messenger RNA of Seminavis robusta, 645 nucleotides long. NCBI's taxonomy places the organism in Eukaryota, Bacillariophyta, Bacillariophyceae, Naviculales, Naviculaceae. The record is from the annotation of a GenBank genome assembly.
AUGCCCGAUAUCGCGGGAGAGUGGGUCCUUCACGAAAAGUCCGGUCUCGACCACACGCCUUUCUUGCUGCCUUGUUCGGAAACUCCACGCCUAGCAGUUGGAACUACCCUCUUGGGUUUUGGUGGUGGUCAACAACAACGUGGAACAAUCGGGGACGUGAAAACGAUUGCAGUCACAAAGAAACAGGCGUUUGGGCAAAUGUAUUUGGAGGGUGACGUUGGGAUUUCAUCGACCAAUGAUGACGGGAAAACUCGCCUGACACAUCUUGGGGACUGCGGCACCAUCUUGGUUGACAAACGUGGGCAUGGACUUGUCAUGCACCAUGUAUUGGAAGAAACAACAAAGAUCACUUCGGGAGGCGAACGUCGUGGAACAACUUGGGAAUCCUUUGGAGUUCCUCUCGAAAAGAUUUUUGCGUCGCACUCUCUCCUGGGAGGCAAAGAUGACGGAGUUUCCACCUCCCAAAUUCAUGAAAGCAGCGCUGUAGGCCUCCGGAGCGAAUCAGAGCAUGACAGCGAGAUUGUUCAGGUUGAGCGCAAACAAUCCUAUGACAUUCUAUACUGUCCACGUGUCGAGUUCGAAGAAGAAAAACACAGAACCUAUGACAUUGCACCUACUUCAUUAAAGAUUGUGUUGGAGGAUUGA